Periophthalmus magnuspinnatus is the source of this 5587-nucleotide messenger RNA. It is a transcript of the gene rimbp2b, whose product is annotated as RIMS binding protein 2b. The record is from RefSeq and is a predicted model, not a curated record. Gene Ontology annotation, biological process: neuromuscular synaptic transmission. NCBI's taxonomy places the organism in Eukaryota, Metazoa, Chordata, Actinopteri, Gobiiformes, Gobiidae. Gene Ontology annotation, molecular function: protein binding.
UGCUUAGAGGGAUUUGUGUUUACAUGUGUCCUGCGGCAGCUGUGCUAUAUUUUCUGUCUCUUUGUACUUAGAAUAAUCCAACAUCCACUAUUAUGUAACAUCGCUGCUGAAUACAGAUAUUUAUAAUCUGAACAUGCUGGAGUUAUGACAUCAGCUGGCUGCCGACCGUGACAAGCAUUUGGGGGAGCAUGAAAAUCACUUGGUCAUGAGUACAAUGGGUUGUCAGAAGACUUGCAAGGUAGAAAAGCUACUGAAACAGACUCAAAGGGAUCUAGUAUGGAGCCAGAGACAGAGGAUAACUACACCAAAGAGGAACAGCCAUAAGGUGAGAAAUGAGGUUCUACCCUUGCAAUUGCCACACAGACGAGAUCUGGAAAGCUCCCUUCUUUUAGAGGACUGCAGACUUAACAGAGACACUUGGAGCCAUCAAAACCGAAAACAGAAGUUACUGGAGACUGAGAUCAGCACCAAGAAGAAGGAGUGUGAGGCCCUCGAAGCAGAGGUGAAGAAAAAGAAUCAAACAUGUCAGACUUUGGAGAAUGAGCUCCAGGAUUUUCUCCAUGAAAACAAGCACUUGAAUCUGCAGUUGUUCAACAGUAGCUACAAGACGUCUGAAUAUGAGAGGGUGAAAUGUGAGUAUGCCCUGCUCAAAGACAGACUGUGUGCUGUGACGCAGGAGAGAGAUUUAGCUGUGUGGGAGAGGAACCAGCUCCAAGGCAAACUGGAGAACCUAGAGCAGGUGCUUAAGCAUAUGCGAGAGGCUGCAGAGCGGAGGCAGCAGCUAGAGUUGGAGCAUGAGCAGGCAUUGGCUGUACUCAAUGCAAAGCAGCAGGAGAUUGACCUGCUUCAAAAGGCACAGGUUGAGGCUAAAAAGGAACAUGAGGGCGCUGUCCAUCUUUUAGAGGCCAAGGUCCGGGACCUGGAGGAAAAAUGCCGGAGCCAGAGCGAGCAGUUCAAUCUUUUAUCAAAAGAGCUCGAGAGGUUUCGGCUGCAGGCGGGGAAGUUUGAUAUCCUCAGCACCGAACCAGUAACUGUGUGUGAAUCACCCGGCUCGCCCCACAAGUCCCUGUCCCAGCUGCUAAAUGGAUUGGCUGCCCCCACAGGAAAAGGAAAUGAGGUCCCCUCAACCAGGUCUUUAAUAUCGGAGUUUAUUCGGCCUCUGCAGUUGAGUGGAGACAAGCCUGAUCUCCUCUCUGUCAAACCAACAUUCCUCACCCGGACAGGCAGCAGCUCUGCGCGGGCGUUCCUUUCUGAGAUGGAGAAAGAGCUUGGAUCAACCACCAGGUCCAAGCUCAGAUACACAGGGAAAGUUCGUCUGUGCAUUGCCCGCUAUAGCUAUAAUCCCUAUGAUGGGCCCAAUGAACACCCUGAAGCUGAGCUCCCCCUGGUGGCAGGGAAGUACCUCUACGUGUAUGGGACUAUGGAUGAGGAUGGCUUUUAUGAAGGAGAGCUGCUGGAUGGACGGCGGGGCCUUGUUCCUUCUAAUUUUGUGGAUUUUGUCCAAGACGAAGGGAAAACAUCCGUCAAACAAAGGGACACAACAACAAAAGAACCUGGCUACCUCAACCACAGUAGCCUGGGACCUCAGAGACUGGGCACGCUGACAGGAACAGGAACGAGCAGCCUGCUGUCUGAUAGUAAAUUAGACUGUCUAAGCACCAGCAGCCUGAGCAUGGAUCUCUUAGGCUCCACUAGCAAUGGCACAGGAACCUUGGAUGUUAACAUAGAUGAGGUUGGUGAAGACAUUGUGCCUUAUCCCCGCCGCAUCAAUCUGAUUAAACAAUUGGCCAAGAGUGUUAUUAUUGGUUGGGACCCCCCAGUGGUCCCUCCAGGUUGGGGCUCCAUCAGUGGCUACAAUGUCUUGAUAGAUAAGGAGGUACGAAUGAGUGUGCCAUAUGGGGGAAGGACAAAGUCUCUUAUUGAAAAGCUCAACUUAGCCACCAAUACGUACCGGAUCUCGGUCCAGACCAUCACGGAGCGGGGGCUGUCAGAUGAGCUGCGCUGCACCCUCCUGGUGGGGAAGGAUGUGGUAGUGGCCCCCUAUUACCUGCGCGUGGACAGUAUAACACAGGUGUCGGCUGAGCUAUCGUGGAUGCCCAGCAAUAGCAACUACAGUCACACCAUCUUCCUCAAUGGAGCAGAGUACGACAUGGUGAAGGCGGGUGGCUAUAGGUACAAAUUUCUCAACCUGAAACCUAUGACAGUUUACAAGGUGAAAGUCGUGGCGCAGCCGCAUCAGGUGCCUUGGCAGCUUCCAUUGGAUCAAAGGGACAAAAGGGAAAUUUCUGUGGAAUUCUGCACUCAGUCUGCAGGGCCCCCGCUCCCACCGCAGGAGGUACAGGUCCUGUGUGGUCAAACGCCCGGGGUCCUGCAAGUCAGAUGGAAGCCCCCUCCACUGACGCCUUCAGGAACCUCUAAUGGGGCCAGUGUAAUUGGCUAUGCAGUGUGCACAAAGGGACAAAAGAUUGCAGAAGUCCUGUACCCAACAGCAGACUAUGUAACAGUGGAAUUAAACAGGCUUCAUUGUUUGGAGGCCCGAGAAGUUAUUGUAAGGACAUUAUCGACACAAGGAGAGUCUCAAGACUCUUCGGUGGCCAUAAUCCCACACAAUUUGUUAGGCUCUCCACACCUAUCACGUCGAAACAUUGCACCACCCCACCCAAUGCCCCAAACGCAGACACCCCCUGUGCACUCCCAGACUCACCCCCCUUAUCCUUCUACAUACCCUCCAAACCACCCUCAGCCUCAUGUGCAGCCGGUACCACGUGGCCAGCCUCACACUCUGCCACAUGCAGCACCGCACACACAGCCUGUACGACACCCUCACCCCCAGCCACACUACCAGCGCCAUGCUGUACCCACAUCAAAACCCUUACUAAGUGCCAGAGAGCCAGAAACCAAAGAGCACGAUGUUGGCUUACGACCUAGUCAGCCCUGGGAGCGCUGCCCCUCUCCUCUGCCCACAAUGCGCGGACACAAACUGGAGCCCCCGCACUUCCACUCCAACCGCUCACCAUCUCCACAGCGAAUCCUGCCUCAGCCUCAGGGAGUCCCCAUCCCAAACACCAUCGCUAAGGCCAUGGCCAGGGAAGCCGCCCAGAGGGUCUUUGCUGAAGGAAACCGGGUUGAAAAGAGGAACAUCUUUAGUGAGCGUGGUAUGCAUCCUGUUAACUCUGAUGAGGAGGAGGAUGGUUAUGACUCUCCUCAUGGCAAGAAGGAGGAAGCAUCUGUAGAUGAAUUUCUCAGAGGCUCUGAGUUGGGGAGGCAGCAUCAUCAUCACCACUACAGCCACAAUGAUGAGUACUACACAGAAAGCAGCCGGGGCUCUGACCUGUCUGACAUCAUGGAGGAAGAUGAGGAAGAGCUGUACUCAGAGAUGCAGUUGGAGGAGGGUCGCAGACGCAGCAUUAACUCUCACAACACUCUCAAGAUUGUCAACUCACCAACACAUGGAAACUCUGACCGCCUGGAUCCCUCAGGGAGGAGAGCGGUCCACAUCGGUACCCCCCCUCAGCGACGCCCCAUCCCGUCUAUUGAGAUCACCAUGGACAGUAACAGUGAGGGGAGUGAGGGGAACCUCUCACCUGGCAAGGAGGAUGUUAACUAUGGCAGUGUAGCUCGGCGCAGGAUAUGGCCACCUAUGUCCUCAGAGGAUCAAUAUGAUAGUUAUGGUGGACGCAGGCACAGCCGGGGACAUCGUUCUUAUGGGGAGGAGAUGGGUGAACUGACGCGAGUGUUUGUAGCUCUGUUUGACUAUGAUCCAAUGUCCAUGUCACCCAACCCUGAUGCUGCUGAUGAAGAGUUGCCUUUCAAAGAGGGUCAAAUCAUUAAGGUGUUUGGAAAUAAAGACAAGGAUGGCUUCUACCGAGCUCAAAUUCGGGACAGAGUUGGUGUAAUACCAUGUAACAUGGUUUCAGAGAUUCAGACAGAAGAUGAUGAAAUGAUGGGCCAGCUGCUCAAACAGGGCUUCCUUCCACUUAACACUCCUGUGGAGAAAUUAGUGAACUGUGACCGUUUCAGAGAUGGCCGCUCAAUAAAUCGCAGGUCCAGAAGGUCCAAGAGAGAGAGAUACAGACGAAGUGGUCGGCCAUAUCCCAUGUCAACCCGAAGAAUGGUAGCCCUCUAUGACUACGACCCAAGAGAGAGCUCACCUAAUGUUGAUGUGGAGGCUGAACUGACUUUUUGUGCAGGAGACGUCAUAACAGUUUUUGGUGAAAUAGACGAAGAUGGUUUUUACUACGGUGAACUUAAUGGACACAAAGGACUUGUUCCUUCCAACUUUCUAGAAGAAGUGCCUGAUGAUGUAGAGGUUUUUCUCACUGACUCACCAUCUCGUUACCCCCCAGACACUCCAGCUCGGAUAAAGACCAAAAGGAAGAAGAGUGUUCAUUUCACACCUUAAAGGCUCUAUUUCCUUCACGUAAGUGAGCAACUGAGGAUACCUCUAUAACACUCCCCUCGUCUAAUGCAGGUGCCCCUUACAUUUCUAGUAUACACCAUGUACAUUACAUUCCUUUUGCACUGUUUAGAUAAGUCUAACUCCCACUGUCUGCUGAUAGACUAAUCUAACCCUAGCCAAUGCAUUAGACAAGAAGUACGGUAUCUUCAGUUGUUUCUCUGAGUGUUGUAUAUGACAAUGUCCGUCCCCUACAAUGAGUCUCUUCCUGUAACUCAUGGGUUGCUGAAAGGCUGCAGGUGCACAUACAUUUAACCACUUUCUUUAAAGGUGAAUUUAGAUUUACAGUAAUUGUAGUGCUUUAGCAAGGUGCAAUUUCUGUUUGACAAAUUGUUUCAAAGUAUAAAAGGUUAAAGUUCAAUUGUGAAGAAACUUGUAAUUGGCAUUAUGAGCGUAUAUAUGUCGUAAACAUUUUGCACAUUCUUUUUUAAAUUGCAACGUGCAAUGUAUGGCCUUUUAGCUCAUGAUUACAGAAACAAAUAGUGACAUGUAGUUUCUCUAUAUCUCAGAUGUCUGUUUAAUACAAAUACAUAAUAACAGGUAUUUAGUAAAGUAAAGAAAAGUGAAUGUGAUAACUAUGUCCUAAUUGUCACAAUAUGCAAAUGUACCAGUUUUUGUGAGAGGAACUGCAUUGUCUUUGAUAGCCAUUGUUGGGAAAUGUGGUUACCCUAGAUGUGAAAAGUUAGUCCAAACAUGCUUCAACUCUGUGGUUUGUGUAGUGUCACCUGUGGUAGCUUCAUGACCCCUACUUAACUUCUGGAGCGAGGGAGGGGGGAGAUUUAAUUGCUAUAGCCCAUAAUGACGGACAGGACUGUGGAGGAGGGGAGUGGUUGCUUCAGGUGUUAAAUUAUUGACUUUUUAAUACACAUCAAUUGUCCCUUACGGGUUUCCCCAUCAGGUGCCCAAUGGAAAAAUCUGCUCUGCUUCCACUGUCUGCCCACCACUUCCCCGGGCCUGGCUCUGCCCGGCGGCACUUCGAAACAAGGAAAACAGCACUGCUCAAAAAGGGAAGGACCUAAUGCAUAGACUUGCACUUGUAAAAUAAGUCUGAUAUUCUAGAGUAUAGAUAGGGAUACAAAUUCUUCAUUUAUUUUUAAAGUGCAAUCUAAGAAUAUAAAAUAUUAUUGUAAA